GAAUCCUGCCCUUGGAAAAAAAAGAAGAAAUAAUCUAAAACUGAAUUAAAAAGUGGGAUUGAUACCAAACCAUGAUUACCCCCAUCGUGCAAUGAAGACGUUGUGGCGUACCUACUUGUGACUGGACUAGCGUGAGCAGUAAUCAAGAUCUGUGAUGGAUUCUGCAGAAGGUCAUUUCAAGAAAGUCAUUCAUAAUGAUGCAAAUGAGAAUGCUAGUAAUGAUGAUAAGGAUAGUGAAUGUAGUGACAGUGAGAAAAUAGGCUUCAUUGCAACAAAGGAAGAUAAAGAGAGUGGGAGUACAAGUGACAGUGAUGAGGAGGAUGAGACCAGUGACAAAGCGGAAGCAGCUGUUGCGCAGCUGCUUAAAGAAGAGGAAAAUAGAGAAAAAGAAGCCGAAGACCCAGAUUACAUUAACGCUUAUAGUAUCUCAACCACUGAAGAAGUAACACAGCAGGCAUCACAAACUGAAGGCGAGGAUUUCAGAGUUCUCCAACACGAACGUGAUUCCCAAAGCCCUGGUGAGGAAAAACAUCUUGAAUUUCUGAAGAAGUUGAGGCUACACGUUUGGGCAUCCCUAUCAAGAGCUCAGCACGUCAGUCUGUUAAAAGACUUCGUUGAGUCUGAAUUCUUUGUGAUAGAUGGCGAUUCCUUACUACUUAUGUUUUUAGAUGAGGAAACACAAUAUCUGAACUUCUUCUACCAAAUUGAAUGCUUCCUGCAGGAUUUCACUGAAAAAGGAGCAAAAUAUGUCAUUGCUUUCUUCAAGGAUGCAGAACAGAUGUACUUUCCGUAUCCUCGUUUUCUUUUCUUACGUACUGCAUUAAUAGAACACCUAAGGCAUAACACAAGCACCACUGUUCAUACAGAAUUUUCCAAUUGUUUAUCAUCCAAAUGGGAGAUUUUUCUGAAGAAAAGCUAUCCUUACUUCAUCAUCGUAUCUGACGUAGGACUGACCUCUCUCCAAACAGACUAUUUAUCUAUUUUAAUUGCUCAUUCAUUGUCAAAGAAAAUAAACGUUGUGCUUGCUUCAGGACAGGAGUAUGAUAUUCUUAGAGUUUACGGAUAUCAUGUUCAGAGUGUGUAUAAACACAGAUUAUUUUUUCAAAAGUAUGAACGAGAUCUGCGAUGUGCCUGUGAAAACCUAGUCAGGUACAAAGAACCAUUCAUGCAUCUAUAUGAACAUCUCAAGCUGAGCCUGAAAAGCAUACAAAAAGAGGUUUGCCAGACUGUCCGUCUGUUGAAACAACUAUGGCCUGAAGGAUCUGAUAUUCGGCGUGUGGUCUGUGUUCUUGCUUGUGCCGUGGGAUUAAAAAUGUACAGCAACAUGUUGGAAAAUGCAAAUACUUCCAUGGGAGCAAAAACAAAGAAAUCGGCAAGAGGAAGAAGUAAACCCCUAUCUCCAGAAGAAGCAGCUGACCUCUGUAGGAUGCAGUGUCUUACAGUGACUUUUCUUCUUCAUAUGCCUCUUUCACAGAGAACUCAGAUUAGGAUCAUGAAAUCCUGCUGGACUAAGCAAGUUUUACCAUUAAUAAAAAUGCAACAGUUGUGUAUGCAUUUUGCUCUGACACAGCUAAAUGAUACAAAUGACUGGAAGUUGGAUUUAACUUACCUGCCUGACUUAAAUGAUGAUUCACUGCUCAUAAAUCUUGCACAUUACUAUGAGGUCGAAUACACUGAAGGAUUAGAGUUCAAAAAGGAAUUGGGGAAAGAAGUGGAGAAUGAAUACCAAUGUUUAUGGGACACGGUAACAAAAUUGGCUGUGAAAUACAGUUUUGGAGAUGCUUUCCCAAUACGAAAGACCUCCCAACUAUUUCUUGAACAGGAGCAGACAUCAUUUAGAGACUGUGAAGAAGAAAUUCCUAACAUUGGACUGAUCUCAGUGAAAUCUGAUCUUGUUGAAGACUAUGCUGGAGAUGUUUUGAAAGACCUACCUGUUUUAGAAAGCAACGAUCCUGCAGUUACUUCCCUUAUUAAAUACAAGGAAUUUGAUGAGCUUCGUCACUGGCAUUCUGGCAGACCUUUGACUGAGGAAUAUGAGCGAGUACGGUGUGAUGCUGAUGAUCCAAAAGAAAGAAGACAAAUACAAAAGUUACAGACUUUUCGCCAUUUUUAUGGAAGCACUUUGGAAGACAGCACUUCAAAACUUAUUGUACAUCAAGAGGAUGUGUCAGGGAAUGCUAAUGCUGCUGUCAGAAAGACACAAAAAAAGCAUAAAAGUAAAGCGGAAACAAUUGCAGAGGAAAACAACAAGCGACUAAAAAUUAAAGAAGAGAAGAAAGAACAGGAGCAAUGGAAAGCCUUGUGUGUACCAACUGAAAAGGAAAUAAAAGCAAAUCUGACUGUUGGAAUAAAUAAAUUGGAGAAGUUUCUCAAGACCCUUAAAUGUAAAUCUGUGAAGUUCAGUGUAGAAAUGACUGGACUAUCUGCCUGUUUAGAAGUGUGGAAGGAACACUGCAGAGAGCAAGGUAACAAAUCUAAAGAUUUAAGCAAAGCUGUUCAAGUCAUGAGGAGAAUUCAUAUCCUCCUUGAAAAAUAUCAAGAUCUCUUGGAGAAACGACAUCUACAAAAGCUGACCAGAUAUCUAAGACUUCUUGGAUUUGAGAAUUUGGCAUGCUCUCUAUCUGGCCAGACAGGAGAAAGUAAUGAUCAGAAUAUAAGCAACUAUGCUAUUGAAGUGGGUCCAGCUCGCUUUCAGCUACAAUACAUGGAUUAUUACUUGCUCAGAGAAGAGAGAAAUGAUCCAGAUCCCCGAGUGCAACAUUUCAUACCAGACACAUGGCAGCGAGAACUUCUUGAUGCUGUAGAUAAUAAUGAGUCUGCGGUGAUUGUCGCUCCCACUUCAUCAGGAAAAACAUAUGCAUCAUACUAUUGCAUGGAAAAAGUUCUGAAAACGAGCAAUGAAGGAGUAGUUGUGUAUGUUGCUCCUACAAAGGCCCUUGUAAACCAAGUGGUGGGAACUAUAUACAGUCGAUUCACCAAGAAACUUCCGGAUGGAUUGGUAGUGUGUGGAGUCUUCACGCGAGAUUAUCGCAAUGAUGUCAUGAAUUCUCAGAUACUAGUGACUGUGCCUCAAUGUUUAGAAAUCUUGAUGCUGUCUCCUCGUUGCCAGAAAUGGACCAAACGGAUACAAUAUGUUAUAUUUGAUGAGGUCCAUUGUCUUGGCGGUGAAAUUGGAGCAGAUGUUUGGGAGCAUCUUCUGGUGACAAUUCGAUGUCCAUUUUUGGCACUCUCUGCUACUGUCAGUAACCCGGAACACCUAACUGAGUGGUUACAAUCUGUGAAAAGGUAUUGGCAACAUGCUGAGAAUACAAUAGAAGGAAGCUCUACAAACUCUGAAAAGAACUUUACAAGAAAAUGUAAAGUGAAAUCUAAAGUACAAGAACAAAAGAAAUCAUAUCGUGUUAGACUAGUCUUGUAUGAAGAAAGAUACAAUGAUUUGGAAAAGUAUGUGUGUUCUCUAAAGGGCAGUGAUUUUAUCAUUGAACAUUGUCAUCCAUGCGCUGCAUUAACAGUCAAUCAUAUUGAGAACUAUGGUAUUCCUUCAGAUCUUUCUCUGUCUCCACGAGAGAGCAUCCAGCUUUAUGACACAAUGGUAAAGGUCUGGCAAAAGUGGCCAAGGGCACAGGAGCUGGAUCCUGAGGAGUUUGUCUCUUUCAAGAAUAAAGUAGUAAUAAAAAAGGCAGAUGCGAGGAAAUAUGAACAGGAACUAAAGAAAGAACUAAGCAAAUGGAUUGUGCUUGGUCAAAGACAGAAGGUGAAUGAGCUACUGGAGCACCUUAAGCCAAAACCUGUGGAUUGCUCAGAACAGGAAAAAUGGAAGCAUUUUGCAAGCUUUGUUGAUAAAUUACAUGAGAUGGAUAAGUUGCCUGCCAUAUUUUUUAUAUUUAACGUGGAUUCAGUGGAAUGUGCAGCCAGGAAUGUAUUCCUCAAUUUGCUGAAAAGACAAAAAAGUGAACAAUACCCUAAUACUGAGAGGGAAAAAGAACGUUUAAGGGAUGAACUAAGAAAAGUGAAAAAAAUGCUAAUAAAAUUCGAUCCUCAGGAUACCAAAAAGUUGAGCCCCAGUAAAACGGAAAACAUGGUACUUCUUUUGACUACAAAACAACAGUUAGAAAAAAGACUUAAAAGGCUAACUGCUAUCCCUUCUGCGUGUACUUACGCUGAUCCUAAAGCAGUGGAUGAAGAUACUUUGAGGAAGAUUUUUUAUCGACUUAGGUUUGAGAGAAGAGGUUAUCUGCAGCAAAUGAUGGCACUGAGGGGCAUUGGGUAUCAUCAUGGAUCUAUGGGCACCAAGGAGAGACAAGUAGUGGAGAUGCUUUUCAGGCUGGGAUAUAUCAAGGUAGUCACAGCUACUUCAACACUUGCUCUAGGAAUCAACAUGCCAUGUAAAUCUGUUGUCUUUGCUGAAGAUUCUGUCUUUUUAGAUGCCCUAAAUUACAGACAGAUGUCAGGGCGUGCUGGAAGACGGGGACAAGAUAUGAUUGGAAAUGUGUUCUUCUACGAUAUCCCACUGCCCAAAGUUGAAAGACUUAUCAAAUCCAAUGUACCUCAGUUGAAAGGCCAGUUUCCUCUGACUGUUUCCUUAAUAUUGAGACUCAUGCUGUUGGCUGUGAGAGCUGAUGACAAAGCAGAUGCCAGAGCAAAGGCAUUGUCAGUGUUGAAGCACUCACUGAUGUCGUUCAGAAAGGAAAGAUAUGCUGAAAUAUUAAAAAUUUAUUUUGUAUUUUCCUUGCAAUUUCUUAUCAAAGAGGGCUACUUGGAUCAAGAAGGUAACCCCAUAGGAUUUGCUGGACUUGUGACACACUUGUACUAUUACGAGCCUUCAAAUUUUGUUUUAGUGAGCUUUCUUGUGAAAGGUUUAUUCCACAAAUUGUGCCAGCCAAUUAAAGGCUCAACUGUUUUUUCAGAAGAUGUCCUGGAAAAGCUAGUGCUCAUUCUAGCAAACCUAUUUGGGAGAAAAUAUCUUCCAGCCUGCUCAAUGAAAUAUAAACGCACAUUUUGCCAGUCAAAGGUCUUCCUAGAAGAUCUGCCAGAAGACUUUGCAGAUGCUGUAAAUGAGUACAACACCAAAGUAGAGGAAAAUUUUGCUCAUUUUCUUCUGACAACUGCCAAGCUGGCAGAUAUGGAACAAGAAUACAGACUUCCACUGUCAAAGACAGAUUUUACAUCUAAGAAUUGGCAUGGCUCUGAACUAGCAUCUUAUUUGAUGGAUGACACCAAAAGCGUAUCUGCCAUCUCACCUUUUGCAUGUUUAUCUGGAGUGGUUGAUAAUGAUCUGUUUCAUGGGGAGAUCAUUAAUAAAGCUGUCUUACGUUCCCUUGGAAUUAAUGUCACAAACUGCCCCCUGCUUUAUUUGAACAAGUAUGAUAAUCAAGGAAGGAGGAGGCCACUCAAUGCAUAUGCACUGGACUUCUAUAAGCAUGGUUCCUUGAUUGCAUUGACAACUGAUAACUGGUUAAAUGAAGGAGAUGCUUACUACGCACUCAAGGAUUUUUCACUCCUCAUUAAGUCUAUUGGAACAUCACUGAGUGAACUGUGUGAUGACCCAAAUGAUAAUGUUCUACUGGCAUUUCAACAACUGGGUGAAAUCUAUGAAGAGAAACUGAAGUGUGUUACCUGA
Molecule: messenger RNA, 5620 nt
Organism: Gymnogyps californianus (California condor)
Lineage: Eukaryota; Metazoa; Chordata; Aves; Accipitriformes; Cathartidae
Gene: DDX60
Product: DExD/H-box helicase 60
Exons: 38
Coding region: 155-5620 (1821 amino acids)
Cellular component (GO): cytoplasm
Molecular function (GO): ATP binding; nucleic acid binding
Source: RefSeq, a predicted model, not a curated record